AUGUCGUUCUUCCUCGAAAACCCGAAUCUAGGGGAUAGCUCCCACUUGGAGGACUCUCGAAUCCGCGGUUACAACCCUCUGACACCCCCCAACCUUCUACAACAUGAGAUCGCCUUGACAGAAAAAUCAAGACAAACGGUCAUCCAGGGUCGUGAGGAGGCCAUUGCUGUCGUCCAUGGCCGUGAUACCGAUAAGCACCGUCUGCUGGUCGUCAUUGGACCUUGCUCGAUCCAUGACCCCGAUAUGGCUCUAGAGUACUGCGAUCGACUACUAAAGCUGAAGGAGAAAUACAAGGACGAGCUGCUGAUUGUCAUGCGCUCUUACCUGGAGAAGCCCCGUACCACUGUUGGCUGGAAGGGCCUCAUCAACGACCCGGAUAUCGAUAACAGCUUCAAGAUCAACAAGGGUCUCCGCAUGUCCCGCAAGCUCUUCGUCGACCUGACCAACAAGGGUAUGCCAAUUGCGUCGGAGAUGCUGGAUACAAUCUCCCCUCAGUUCCUGGCGGACUGUCUGUCGGUUGGCGCGGUUGGCGCGCGCACAACAGAGUCGCAGGUUCAUCGCGAGCUGGCCUCCGGUCUUUCUUUCCCUGUUGGCUUCAAGAACGGCACUGAUGGUUCGUUGGAUGUGGCUGUGGAUGCCAUUGGCUCGGUCAAGCAUCCUCACCACUUCCUGUCCGUCACAAAGCCUGGUGUUGUCGCCAUUGUCGGCACCGUGGGCAACCCAGACAGCUUCGUUAUCCUCCGUGGUGGCAAGAAGGGACCCAACUUCGACGCUAAGAGCAUUGCUGAGGCUAAGGAGAAGCUCACCGCAAAGGGCCUGCCCCCUCGUCUGAUGGUUGACUGCAGCCACGGCAACUCGCAGAAGGAUCACAAGAACCAGCCCAAGGUGGCUGCUGUUCUCGCGGAGCAGAUCGCGGCGGGUGAAACAGGGAUCAUGGGAGUCAUGAUUGAGAGUAACAUCAACGAGGGCAACCAGAAGGUCCCGGCUGAGGGCAAGGCUGGCCUCAAAUACGGUGUCAGCAUUACUGAUGCUUGUAUUAACUGGGAGGACACCGAGGUGGUGCUAGCAAAUCUUGCACAGGCUGUCGCGACGAGGAGAGAGAAGCUUGUGGCGAAUGGAGCCUUCAAAUAA
Molecule: messenger RNA, 1131 nt
Organism: Aspergillus ochraceoroseus IBT 24754
Lineage: Eukaryota; Fungi; Ascomycota; Eurotiomycetes; Eurotiales; Aspergillaceae
Product: 3-deoxy-7-phosphoheptulonate synthase
Exons: 4
Coding region: 1-1131 (376 amino acids)
Biological process (GO): aromatic amino acid biosynthetic process
Cellular component (GO): cytoplasm
Molecular function (GO): 3-deoxy-7-phosphoheptulonate synthase activity
Source: RefSeq, a predicted model, not a curated record